GUUGUCUUUUAAGUUUUUCAUAUGGAAAUAAAACAACACGGUAGGUAGUUUUAAAUGAUUUUAUUGUUUUUCGAAGUAUCUGCAUGCGCUCGAACCAAUUUUCGAAGCACUUAUUCCACUCGUUUACUGGCAGAUCCAAAACGGCAUUUUUGAAUGCGUCAACUGCUUCUUCUUGUGACUGGAACCUUUGACCACGCAGUCUGUUUUUAAUUUUCGGGAAAGUAAAGAAAUCGUUGGAACUUA
This is a messenger RNA of Acanthoscelides obtectus, 243 nucleotides long. NCBI's taxonomy places the organism in Eukaryota, Metazoa, Arthropoda, Insecta, Coleoptera, Chrysomelidae. The record is from the annotation of a GenBank genome assembly.